AUGCGCUACGGCAACGAACUCAAGCUUAGAGACGCGAGAAAGCUGCUGGCUGAGUUCUGGGGCGGGGAGGCGGACGCGAGCGAAGACGGACAGCCCGACGGCGGCGGCGGCGGCGGCGGCGUGGUGAUGACUCACGAGGACCCCGCCGUGGGUCCACUGACCAAGGUGACGCUGGCGUUGGUCGCGCUCCAGCAGCUGGCGCACCCGCCAUUGGCGGCCGUAGAUCACGCGCUGGUGGCCCUGUCCGACGACGCCAUCCCGGCUGCUUGGCUCAGCGUUCGGGGGGGCAACUUGUUCCUCUCGGAAGCGGCGGAGGUCGCCAUCGACAACGUGGUGAGCAUACAAUUCCUAGCGCUCCCGCUCGUGCAGAAGCAGCUGGACGACUAUCGCGUGAAAAUCGAGGAAUACAAUGAAAGUAAGAUGAGGUUCAUGCCCGCGAGGUCGACAGUGCCUACUCUGUCCUUGUACGGCCUCUGGCCGGCUUCAUUUGCCGAGUUGCUUUACCGCGCAAUCACGAGGCUGGAAAGCAAGUUCGCCAAGCAGGAUGUGCUCCCGCGCCUGAUGGACCGCCUGGCACAGGCCACCGCUGAACCAGUCUUCGACCGCCUGUUGGUUGUUCUGCUGAACCUGAUGCUGCCCGAUCCGCUGGUGGAGGGCACGCUGGCGCAGGAGCUCGACAAACAUACGGCGACAGUGCUGCGUCAGCUCGCCUUCGACUCCCGCUUUGACAAUCUGUGGCAGUGGAUCCAAGGCAAGAGGAAGCUGAAGCGAAGGCCCAGGCGCAGACCGACAAGGAAUCACCCGAGGGAGAAGAAGGCAAAGAAAAAGAAGAAGAAGGCAAGGAAGAAGAAGAAGAAGCAAUACGUCGACGCGCCGAUCCCCGCAGAACUGGUCGGUCGCAAGUGGCUGCCCAACUUUGACGGAAUGGACGACGAGAACUGGGCCGAGCUGGGCCAUGCCUACGGCUCCGCGGCGGACCUACCUCCCUUGAUUCGUGGCCUGGCGUCCAGGUCGCGCAAGGUGCAGGAGCGCUGCAUCGGCACACUCUACGGCAAUGCCAUCCACCAAGGCACACGGUACUCGGCGACGCCCCUGACGGCCAAGUGGAUUGCGUAUCUGCUCGAGUAUCAGUGCGUGAUCAACAAGGGCGCACUGUUGGAGUACCUGAUCGCGUUGAUGGUUGGCUUUCGAGAGAGCUACGUUCUGGCCGGCUGUGAUGGUCACUUCGAGGACUCGGACGAGCAAGCCACCUACGACGAAGUGAGCAAGCACCUGGCGAAGUACAUCUCCCUGUUCAGCACCGGCGACCAAGACAUUCGCUCCUACGUCAUCUUCCUGCUCGCCCCUCUCUUGGACGCGAUCGCACGCGACCCCACGCAGUCGCUGUGCAUUCGCGCGAGCGCGCUCGAGGCGCUGUCUUUUGUCGCACCCGUGCGCCAGGCCGAGGCCUGCAGCAAGGGGGAUGGCCAGAGCACCCACGCCGACGACGAGGCGAUCGCGCUGGCCAAGCGCACCGUCGACCUCCUGACCUCCUUCCUGCCGCCCGUCACCGGAGUCGUGGCGUCGCUGCGGGAUGUGGCCGCCGCCCGGCUUACGGGCGCCACCGGUGGUGAGGACGCAGGGCCGACGACGGGACCUCCUCACCACCUCGAGGUGCUGCCCGCAGAGUUGCAGGCGCUGGUGGCACACAAGGCCCUACUCAACGACCCAGCCACGCGUCGCUACUUCCAGAAACACGCAGCGUUUGGAAUCUGUCGGCUCAUCUGGCGGUCGCGCGGCAUCAGCGGCAGUCAAUACGCCAUCGAGAACGCCACCGGUUCUGAGACGGAGGAGCUGAUAGCGGCGCGGGAGUCGGUCUCCAGGGUCGAGCUCGAGCUCGAGCUGCACAGGUGGCUGCCGGCGGUCAAGCAGGUGCUCGUGGAGGACCUCGUAGACCCGGCCUCCUACACCAUCAACGACGCCGGCACGCUGUUGGAACUGAAGGGCGAUAAACUCGCGAAGCUCUACCUGACCAAGUUCAAGCUCUUUGGCACCGACAUCAACAGCGAGCUGCGCGAACUGUUCCUCGCCAAGCUUGCAGACACUCAGCUGCCCGCGCGCGUUGCGGUGAGGGUGGCGAGUGAGCUGCUGGAGCUCACCGGCCCGACCAACACGGGGGGCCUCACGAAUAGGAAUGUGUUCGAAGGUGCCGACGAAGACGACGAGGUCUACGACACGGCCGGCUGGUCCGACGACAAGAAGCGCGCCUUGAGCGCUAUCGUCAGGUGUGGGCAGGUGUGGGCGGAUGCCGACGAGGCGGACCGCCUGCGCCGGAACCUGCUCCCUUCGUUCGUCGGCACCAGGUGGCCCACGAGACACGGCCUCGCGCGCGCCUUGGGCGUCCCAGGCGUGCCGCCGCCCACCGAGGAAGAACUGCGCCGAGAGGCCGAGCAGAAGCUUCAACAACGGCAGAGCAAGAGCCGCCACACCCCGAUUUUUAACAUGUUCCCCUAA
Molecule: messenger RNA, 2493 nt
Organism: Acanthamoeba castellanii str. Neff
Lineage: Eukaryota; Discosea; Longamoebia; Acanthamoebidae
Exons: 17
Coding region: 1-2493 (830 amino acids)
Source: RefSeq, a predicted model, not a curated record